Linum trigynum is the source of this 5017-nucleotide messenger RNA. Lineage: Eukaryota; Viridiplantae; Streptophyta; Magnoliopsida; Malpighiales; Linaceae. The record is from the annotation of a GenBank genome assembly.
AUGGCACUAAGCUCUUGCCAUCAACUCUUCAUAACUACGUCACGUCAAAGGCACAUGAAUGGAUUAAAGCGUGGGAGGCAGCAGAGGCUGUAGCGAUCCCUAUAUUGUAACUUGUGAUAAUUAUAGGGAUCAGAUUAGACAUUUUACUUCUCCUUGUUGGUUACGUUGCUGAAGCUUGUUUGCUAUAUGUACUCGGCAGCAUUAUGGCCGAAAACCCUAAGAAAAACAUACAGAAAUAAGAGGUACCUCGGAGAGCCUUCAAGCUCUCCUUCCCGUGGACUAGUCCCGUUCAUACUGAACGGGGAAACCACGUAAAUCCGAUCUCGUUUUAUAUUCCGCACUCGCUUCUAUCGAUUUUUACAUGGUAUCAGAGCUGUGAUUUAAUCCAGAGCUUUCGCGAUGGCUUCGGACGACGAGGAGACUAGCAAGAAGUUGAAGAUGAUUUCCGGGGGAGAUGCCGAUGCAACUGUACCCGUGCCCUUACCUUCACACUUGCAGCUUGAUCGAUCGGACAGCCCUAGCAGUUUGUUCGUUGGUGACCUUUUAACCGACGUCAAUUAUGGUGAAUGGGUGAUGGAUAUGACCGACUCAUUGAUCGCCAAAAACAAGAUAUGCUUUGUCGACGGGAGUCUGCCGAUAGCGACCUCUCCGGCAGAGAAGGAGGCUUUGCGUCGUUGCAACGCAAUGGUCAAAGGGUGGUUGAAGACCUCGAUGACAAAGGAGGUACGCAAUAGUGUUCGCUUCGCUGCUACUGCUAGGGAGAUAUGGGUUGAUUUGGAAUCCAGGUUUGGGCAGGGCAGUGCGACGCGACUCUACGAGUUGAAAGGCACUAUAAUCAGCUUACAGCAAGAGAAAACCUCAGUUUCUCAAUUCUACACAAAGCUGAGGGGUUUAUGGGACGAGAUAGAGGCGCUGACUCCGUCCUUAGAGUGCACUUGUGCAGGCUGUAGUUGUAAUGUGAAGAGACGUCAGCGUGAGGUUAGAGAAGGCGAGCGAUUGUUCGACUUUUUGAUGGGCUUGGAUGCGCCCUUUUCUACUGUGAAAUCACAGAUUUUGGCUAUGAAGCCGAUUCCCUCUCUGGCAGAAGCCUAUCGUCUUGUUACUACUGACGAGCAACAGCGGCAGCUCGCGAAUAGUCGUCGGCCACGGCCGGAAGCAGCAGCUUUCCAGGCCCAGGGUGAUCGUCGAGCUGAUCGUCAAAGCCCUCAGCAGGAACGCGAUACUGAUCAGGAGCGGGAAACUGGAGGAAAACUCCGCUGCUCGCAUUGUCGCCGCACUGGCCACGUGCGCGAGAUGUGUUAUCGUCUCAUCGGAUAUCCUCCGCGUGAUAAUGCUAAGGGGGAGUCCUCCUCGUCUGCUCGGGCACCGCCUCGCCGUCGAAAUGAGCAGGGCGAUCGUGCUUCACCACAAGCAGCCCAGGUUGACGCGGAAGGCAGUGUUUUGCAGGGGCUCACGUCGAAGCAACUUGAGCAGCUCAAGCUGUUGUUGAACAGCGACCUGCGGCAACUUUCUGCCGAGCCCAGCUCCAACAUGGCAGGUACGUUCUCUUUGAACUCGUCCUCAUGGGUUAUCGAUUCGGGUUGUAAUGAGCAUAUCGUUAAUCAUGCUUCAUUGUUGGAUUCCGAGUUGGACUCGCAUCCUGUUUUACAGGUUAAGAUACCUAAUGGAACGGGUGUCCAAGUCCGUAGUAUUGGAACGACUAAAUUAUCUGAUGAUCUCUUAUUGCGUCGAGUUCUGCAUGUUCCGGAUUUUCAAUGCAACUUACUUUCUGUCAGCAGAUUGACAGCUGAGCUUCCGGUUGCAUUAAUUUUCUUGGGUGACUUCUGUGUUAUUCAUGACUUACCAUCCAAGAGGCUGAUUGGGAUGGGUAAGCAUGUCGACGGUCUGUAUUACUUGAGGUUGUUCGAGCAGGGUCAUCCAGUAGCUCACACAGUUCGGCAAUCCCUAGGAGAUACAGAGUUAUGGCAUUCGCGUCUCGGGCAUCCAUCGAAGUCUAAAUUACAUCUUUUGGAGGACACACUUGGUUGUUCUUUUAUUCAUAAUAAUGAGCCCUGUCGAUCUUGUUUGAGGGCUAAACAAACUCGUGAUGUUUUUGAGACUAGCAGCAUUAAAACCACGUCUUGUUUUGAGCUUAUACACGUUGAUAUUUGGGGCAGUUAUAAAACUACAUCUAUGUCCGGUGCUCAUUAUUUUCUGACUGUGGUUGAUGACUUUAGCCGUGCCGUUUGGGUAUUUUUACUUCGGUUUAAGUCAGAUGCAGCACGCCAUUUGCUAUACUUCUGUAACUUGGUUCGGACACAGUUUGGUAAACAGGUGCGUAAGAUUCAAGCAGAUAAUGGCCCGGAAUUCUCUAGCCAGCUCCUCACUGAUUAUUUUGAGGAACAUGGGAUAAUCUUGCAGACUUCCUGCACCGACACUCCUCAGCAGAAUGGGGUCGUUGAACGCAAACACCGACACUUGCUUGAUACAGCACGAGCAUUGCGAUUUCAUGCGAAUUUGCCCUUGAAGUUCUGGGGAGAAUGUGUGUUGACGGCGGCAUAUUUAAUCAACAGGAUGCCGCUGGUUCCCAUUGGGAAUCGUUCUCCGUUUCAAAUCUUGUUUGAUCGAUUGCCUAAGUAUGAUCAUUUACGCAGCUAUGGUUGCUUGGUGUAUGCACGAGAUACCCAUCAGCAUCUCCACAAAUUUGCCGCUCGGGGAAGGGCAGGGAUUUUUCUCGGCUAUCCUUCUGCUCAGCGGGGUUAUCGAGUGUAUGACCUGGAAACUCGUGCCAUUUACACUUCGCGAGAUGUGAAAUUCCUAGAGACAGUGUUUCCCUAUCGGGACUUGACCAAUGGUCAGUCCCUCACUCCAGUUUCUGUAUCGACUCUGCCAACUGAACCAGCAUCGGCUCCUGACUAUGAUGACGAGGAUGAAUUGGUGCACGUUCCGCGAGUUGCAGCUCAUUUGCAGCGUCAGGAUGAAUCUUCUGCAAAGUUGGCCGAGGAGUCCGAUCCAAAUCCGCAGCGAGCUCCGCCGCAGACCCCAGAGAGUGCUGGCGAGGAAGGUAGUGACACCACUAGGCUGGAUCCACUUGCUGUUUCGGACAGUUCCAGCAGCUCCCCUUUGCCUUCCGAUCCCAGCAGCUCUUCAUCGCCUGCGGAGUCACCUCUUCCACGUCGCAGUGACCGAGUGCGGACUACCUCCACUCGUUUAGCGGGGUAUGACUAUCAGCUUCCCGGCGCAGCUCAUUCGGCCACGGCGCAGUAUCCUCUUGAUGAUUACUUGACAUAUCAUCGACUCUCGGUUGCACAUCAUGCUUUUGUCGCCGCCGUUAGUACUGUAUUCGAGCCGACCUAUUACUUUCAAGCAGUUCGGUACAAGCAUUGGCGUGAGGCAAUGCAAAGGGAAUUUGAUGCACUAGUUGCGAAUGGGACAUGGGAAAUUGUUUUCCUACCUCCUGGGAAGAAGGCAAUCGAGUCCAAAUGGGUGUACAAAGUUAAAUUCCAUCCUGACGGAACAGUUGAACGUUUUAAAGCUAGAUUGGUGGCGAAAGGUUAUACGCAGAUUGAGGGUGUGGAUUUCCAUGAUACUUUCGCCCCGGUAGCCAAGCUGGUUACUGUCCGCUGUCUACUCGCCAUUGCAGUGACUCGUGGGUGGCAUAUUCACCAGUUGGACGUCAACAACGCAUUUCUCCAUGGCGACCUCGAGGAAGAAGUUUAUAUGCAAAUUCCUCAAGGUUUUGCUCGCCCGGGGGAGACUCGAGUUUGCAGAUUGCGAAAAUCGAUUUAUGGUCUGCGUCAGGCUUCCCGAAAUUGGUACCAGAAAUUCACUCAGGCUCUUUUGGAACUUGGGUUUGUGCAGAGUCGUGCAGAUCAUGCGCUGUUUACGUAUCGGCGUGGGGAGACAUUUGUUGUAGCUCUCAUUUACGUCGAUGACGUUAUUUUGGCAGGAACAGAUCUUAACUUCAUUGGUCAAGUGAAGGGGUUUCUCCAUGAUCGUUUCACCAUAAAGGAUCUUGGUACCCUUAAGUAUUUUCUUGGCAUUGAAGUAGCUCAUUCUCCGCGUGGCAUUGUGUUGAAUCAACGCAAGUACGUGCUGGAUAUUCUUGCUGAUGCCGGUCUUGAAGCAGCUAAGCCCUGUUCCACGCCCAUCGAACAACAGCAUCACUUGGGCCGUUCACCUUCACCACCUGCCGCGGAUCCUGCUGCUUAUAGACGCCUGGUUGGUCGUCUUCUUUACCUCACUGUUACCCGUCCAGAUAUCACAUAUGCCGUCAACCUGCUCAGCCAAGCAAUGCAAAACCCUACUAAGGCACAUGAGGAUGCUGCUAUUCGUGUACUUCGUUACCUCAAGUCAGCUCCUGGUCGUGGUCUUUUCUUCUCUGCAUCUGCUAACCUUACCUUGACUGCAUAUUGUGAUGCUGACUGGGGUGGUUGUCCCUUGACACGACGAUCCACGACGGGAUAUGUGAUUAUGCUUGGUGCUUCACCCAUCUCUUGGCGCACUAAGAAGCAAACGGUUGUAGCACGUUCUUCUGCUGAAGCUGAGUAUCGAUCUAUGGCCAGUACUGUGAGUGAGAUCGUUUGGCUGCGUUGGUUGCUCCAAGAUCUGGGUGUUACUGCGGCUGGUCCUACCACUUUGUUUUGUGACAAUCAGGCAGCUCUUCAUAUUGCUGCUAAUCCGGUUUUCCACGAGCGCACUAAGCACGUGGAGAUGGAUUGUUACUUCGUCCGUGAGCGUGUUCAGUCGCUAGAAAUUGCCCCUGCCAAGAUUGCUACGUCCGAUCAGCCGGCGGACCUCUUCACGAAGGGAUUGAGUGUUGAUCAGUUCCAUCAUCUCUUCGUCAAGCUUGGACUUCUCGACAUUCACUCCUUCGCUUGAGGGGGAGUGUAGCGAUCCCUAUAUUGUAACUUGUGAUAAUUAUAGGGAUCAGAUUAGACAUUUUACUUCUCCUUGUUGGUUACGUUGCUGAAGCUUGUUUGCUAUAUGUACUCGGCAGCAUUAUGGCCGAAAACCCUAAGAAAAACAUACAGAAAUA